Molecule: messenger RNA, 935 nt
Organism: Vicia villosa (hairy vetch)
Lineage: Eukaryota; Viridiplantae; Streptophyta; Magnoliopsida; Fabales; Fabaceae
Product: photosystem II CP43 reaction center protein-like
Exons: 1
Coding region: 1-858 (285 amino acids)
Biological process (GO): photosynthesis, light reaction; photosynthetic electron transport chain
Cellular component (GO): membrane; photosystem
Molecular function (GO): chlorophyll binding
Source: RefSeq, a predicted model, not a curated record
AUGAAACUUUUUCAAACAAAAGUUAGAUUUUUAGGUCAUGAAAUUGACCAAGGAACAAUAAUUCCUAUACAAAGAAGUAUUGAAUUUGCUUCAAAAUUCCCCAAUAUUAUUACAGAUAAAAAACAAUUACAAAGAUUUCUUGAUAGUCUUAAUUAUAUAGCAGAUUAUUAUGAAAAUCUUGCUAAAGAUAUUGCCAUAUUACCCUUUGCAUGGGCUCGGCGUGCACUAGUAUGGUCUGGAGAAGCUUACUUAUCUUAUAGUUUAGGUGCUUUAGCCGUUUUUGGUUUUAUAGCUUGUUGCUUUGUCUGGUUUAAUAAUACUGCUUAUCCUAGUGAGUUUUAUGGUCCCACUGGACCAGAAGCUUCUCAAGCUCAAGCAUUUACUUUUCUAGUUAGAGACCAACGUCUUGGAGCUAAUGUAGGCUCCGCUCAAGGGCCUACCGGUUUAGGUAAAUAUCUAAUGCGUUCUCCGACCGGAGAAGUUAUUUUUGGAGGAGAAACUAUGCGUUUUUGGGAUCUGCAUGCUCCCUGGUUAGAACCUCUAAGAGGUCCUAAUGGUUUGGACUUGAGUAGACUGAAAAAAGACAUACAGCCUUGGCAAGAACGUCGUUCCGCGGAAUAUAUGACUCAUGCUCCUUUAGGUUCUUUAAAUUCCGUGGGUGGCGUAGCUACAGAGAUUAAUGCAGUCAAUUAUGUCUCUCCUAGAAGUUGGUUAGCUACUUCUCAUUUUGUUCUAGGAUUCUUCCUAUUCGUGGGUCAUUUAUGGCACGCGGGAAGAGCUCGCGCAGCUGCCGCAGGAUUUGAAAAAGGAAUUGAUAGAGAUUUUGAGCCUGUUCUUUCCAUGACUCCCCUUAAUUGAGACAUGAAAUCCAAUGCUUGACGUAAGAAUCACUUUGAUUUUAGUAUACAUAUUGGGUUGAGUCGAGCAGAUCAGAU